UCUCUCUCUCUCUGUCUCUCUAUCCUCUGAAGGAGUUGUGUUAGUUCCCUUUCUAAGGGUUCCAUGGAGAUGGGGGAAGCUCUAACUAAAGAACAAAUGGAUGAGCUUAGAGAAGCUUUUCUUUUGUUUGAUAAAAACAGAGAUGGUUGCAUCACACUCGAUGAACUUAGAACAGAGAUCAAAAAAUUGGGUCAAAAUCCCACGGAGGAAGAGCUGAAGGACAUGAUCAGAGAAGUCGAUGCCGAUGGCAAUGGAACCAUCGAGUUCUGGGAGUUUCAGAUAUUGAUGUCCAAGAUCAUGAAGGAAGAAACAGAGCAGAAGCUCAAAGAUGCCUUCAAGGUGUUUGAUAAAAAUCAAGAUGGGUAUAUAUCAGCAAAUGAGUUGAGGCAUGUUCAUCUGAUGCUGAAUCUGGGGGAGAAGUUAACAGAAGAGGAAGUUCUUGAGAUUAUCAGAGAGGCUGAUUUGAAUGGUGAUGGCCAAGUCGAUUACCCUGAGUUCGUCAAGAUCAUGACUGAACAUGCCUCAGAAAUCCUAUCAAAACGAGGCUUUUUCUAAUGAUAAUAUGAUAACCAAAGAAAGAAAGGUAACCCUUGUUUGAUUUGUAUAUUAGUAUUUGAGUUCAUGUCAACUUGGAAGCUAUAGGAGUUUAUGGUUUAAAUACAAAGAAAUGAUAUUGAUGU
Cucurbita pepo subsp. pepo (vegetable marrow) is the source of this 680-nucleotide messenger RNA. Its product is annotated as calmodulin-1. Gene Ontology annotation, cellular component: myosin II complex. Gene Ontology annotation, molecular function: calcium ion binding. The record is from RefSeq and is a predicted model, not a curated record. NCBI's taxonomy places the organism in Eukaryota, Viridiplantae, Streptophyta, Magnoliopsida, Cucurbitales, Cucurbitaceae.